This is a messenger RNA of Didymodactylos carnosus, 816 nucleotides long. The record is from the annotation of a GenBank genome assembly. NCBI's taxonomy places the organism in Eukaryota, Metazoa, Rotifera, Eurotatoria, Philodinida, Philodinidae.
AUGGUUAUCUACCGAAGCCAAGUGUUUCGCAUCGAUAAGUUGCAUGAGAUCAAAGAUCGUUUGUGGCAAGUGAAUCUGACACUCACAAGUGAUGAUGAUCCACAACCGAGACAAUCGAGUGAAUAUAUGAGAGAUGAAGCACAAGAAUACGAAUGGCUUCGAACGACGAGAAAAAAAGGAAAAUCAAAAACAACCAUAUGUGGCUCGUGCCAAGAGGAACUUGAACCGGAUCAUUCUGGUAUACAAUGUGUACAGGGUCAUCAUUUUUGUCCGGUUUGUUCACAAAAUAUUGUUACAAUGUUUUUCUCGGAUCCAAGAUCUUACACACCACUGAAAUGUCUUCAGUGCAAUAUUUUAUUGAAUGUAUCUGUUUUUGAACGACAACUAGAACCACAUCAAAUUGAGCAUUAUCGAACAAUAAUGGUUACUUUAGUUUAUGCAAAAGAUUUUUUAACUGAAGGUGAAGAAUUAUUGUAUUGUCCAUUUUGUUCGUAUGCCGAAAUUAGCCCCAAAGGUACAGAUUUUCUCUAUUGUCGAAAUAAAGAUUGUUCAAAGGUGUCUUGCUUAAUUUGUCUCAAACAAUGUCCUAAAUUUGAAGAGAAUUAUGAUGAUGAUGAAGAUGAAGAUGAAUUUCAACAAAAAACCGAUGAGAUGGAAAAACAUUUUAUGUGUGCUCAACUGAAAGAUGAUAAGAAAAUUAUCGAUGAUGCUAUUGAACAAGGUCAAAAACUCCCGUGUCCCCAGUGUGGCCUUGCUGGAAUGAAAGAUGAUGGGAGACAGUCAUUUAGAAUAUUCGAUAAAAAACGGCCUUUCUGA